This is a messenger RNA of Saxophila tyrrhenica, 906 nucleotides long. RefSeq lists its product as uncharacterized. NCBI's taxonomy places the organism in Eukaryota, Fungi, Ascomycota, Dothideomycetes, Mycosphaerellales, Extremaceae. The coding region runs from base 1 to 906 and encodes 301 amino acids. Gene Ontology annotation, cellular component: fungal-type cell wall. The record is from RefSeq and is a predicted model, not a curated record. The transcript has 2 exons. Gene Ontology annotation, biological process: fungal-type cell wall polysaccharide metabolic process.
AUGAGCAGGGUCUCGAGAUUCUUGUCGACCACAAUGUUGACCAUUCCAUCCUUCCUUACCGCCCUCCUCGCGGCCACAGCCCUGGCAUACCCACAACCAGCGGUUGAAGAGCGAGCCACCGGCCUCACACGCAAGCACCUCACUCCUAAAGGCCGCAAGGCAGGGCUCUCCGGCUACAUCGGCAUCCAGUCCACCCCAGCCUUCGCCCAACUCGCUCCCCAUUUGAGCUGGUACUCUGACUACACCCCUAAUACCCCCCCAUCUCAUGGCCUCAAGGGCGUCGGCAUGCUCUGGGGCGCCUCCGGCUCCUCAUGCGGCUCCACCUCUGACGACCGCCUCGCAACCUUCAAACACAUGAUCAACAAAGGCAACAUCCCCGACACCAUGUUCGGCUUCUACGAACCCGACUGCUCCUGCCCUUCCUCCUCCGACAUGACCGUCGCCGAAGGCGCCUCCGACUGGAACGCCCUCCUCUCCCCCUUGGAUAAAAAGCACGGCACCAUCCUGGGCAGUCCUUCCAUGUGCAAACAAUACGACGAAGACUACCUCACGCCCUUCAAGUCCCGCAUCUCGCGCCCCUGGGACGUCACCGCCAUCCACGUCAACAAACCCAACCUCGCCGAAGCGAAGAAGGACGUCGAGUACUACGUGCAGAAGUACAAGAAGCCCGUGUGGGUGGCGGAGUUCGCGUGCGUGCAUGAUCAGCCGAGCUGGGAGCCCUGUACGGAUCAGGGGGAGAUUGAUCGGUUUAUCAAGGAUGUGGUGAAGUACUUCGAGGGGAACAAGCAUGUCGUGGCGUAUGGGCCGAGUAACGGGGAGGGGUUGGGGGAGGUGUGGCCGUUGACGAGGGAGGGGAAGUUGACGGCGAGUGGGAGGACGUAUUUGGAGGCUGUGAAGAGGGUUUAG